AUGCUCAUCUCGAAGCACCCUAUACUUUCGGCCAUUCCAUUUGCUAUUGAUACACCAAAUCCUUAUUUUGUCCGUCUUCCUAAGAUUACACUGAGUGAAGUUGUGACCUUCAUGGAAGAUGAAGCGAAUUCUCCGAGCUCGGAUUGGACAGAGAUCCUCGACAAGGUCCUUCAGGACCAACACAAUUGCCCCUUCGAAAUUCAGCCAAAAGGGUCCCUUCCAUUCUGGAGAUUACGCGUUCUGGAGUGGAGCAGUUGUCCCAGAAGCUUUAUCCUGGUGUUCAUAUUUCACCAUUCACUCAUGGACACCAAAAGCGCUCUUUCGUUCCACGAUGAACUAGAAGGAUACAUGGCUCAAUAUACCGGAAUUGAGCCAAGCGAUACAGUUUAUAGUCCUUCUGAUGCCCUUAUUCCUCCACUAGAGAGUUUAUAUACACUCCCUGUGUCACAAGAAUUCUUGCAAUCCCAAGAGAAGUAUAGCGAGCCAUCACCCGAUAGCUGGACGGCUGCUCCUCAGUUCACGCCUGUAAAGACGCACUUUUCUUCUUUAUGGCUAUCUGAGGUUGACACAAGAGCCCUCAUUGCAUUGAGUAAGAAGGAGCAGGUCUCCAUCACGGCGACGCUUCAAGUGCUCAUCGCGACCUGCAUUUUUUCUGUUCUUCCGUCAAAAUAUCAUACACUACAAGGUGACUGUGCAGUAUCCCUAAGAAAAUUUCUGCCAGAGCCGGUCACUGCGAGCACUUUGGGUUGUUAUGUCGGAUCGUUGUCCACAACGUACCGCAGAAAGCCAUCUUUUGAUUGGAACGAGGCUCGCCGUACCAAGGUGGCCAUCGAACAUGCCAUGGCACAGAAAGGGGGUGACAUGCCGGUUGGAUACUUGGCAUUCAUUCGAAACCAGCACCACUGGAUGCUACAAAAACUGGGCCGGAAUAGAAUGAGUUCAUUUGAGUUAUCCAACGUUGGGGCAAGUUCUACUUUGCGAGGAGGAAUGAACUUUGAAAUUGAGAGUAUGUUGUUCAGCCAGAGCUCUAGUGCGUGCAGCGCCGCGAUCAAGGUCAGUGCCGUGACAGGGCGGGAUGGAAGACUGGCGUUGGGCUUCACCUGGCAAGAAGGGGCUAUAGAGGCCGGCAUGAUUGAAGAGGUCCAAAGGGCUCUCAAGGGCGAGGUAGAAAUAUUAGCAGUGUCUGGGUAG
Molecule: messenger RNA, 1191 nt
Organism: Penicillium samsonianum
Lineage: Eukaryota; Fungi; Ascomycota; Eurotiomycetes; Eurotiales; Aspergillaceae
Product: Alcohol acetyltransferase
Exons: 1
Coding region: 1-1191 (396 amino acids)
Molecular function (GO): N-acetyltransferase activity
Source: RefSeq, a predicted model, not a curated record